AUGGAAUCUCUAUGGGAAAUCUUCAAUUUUAGUGAAAUCCAAGAUUGUGAUCAUCAAGAACUUCAAAUCCCCUCUACUCCAUGUCAAAUACCCCAUCAAGAUCUGGUCAAAAGGACGUCUCAAAUACCGACAAUAGCUCCUGCUGAAGCAAUUGUAGCAGAUUUUGCACCCAUUAAUUUUGAACCUUCUAACAUCUUGAGUUUAGAAAGAAAUUAUACUAAUAAAAAGAAAAGAUCAAGAAGAUUACCAAGUGAUCCAAAUAGAAGUGAUGAAGUACAAAUGAAGGAUCAAAACAAGCUCAUCAAAAGGAUUGCACAUAGAGAUAUUGAAAGACAAAGGAGGCAAGAAAUGGCUAAUCUUUAUGCUUCUCUUAGAUCACAUCUUCCACUUCAAUAUAUCAAGGGAAAGCGUUCAGUAUCAGAACAUAUGGAACAAGCUUUGAAUUACAUCCAACACCUCAAGAAUAAUAUCGAAGAAUUGGAAACAAGAAGAGAUAAGAUGAAAAUUUUGGACAAUUCUUUCAAUGAGGAUAAUGAAAACAUAGGCGAAAAAUGCAAAUUGGCAGAAUAUGUGAAAGUGAACAAAUGUGAAGAUGGUGUGGAGAUUUUGAUAAAAAACAAGUUUGCAAAAGAAGGGCUUCAACUUUCAAGAGUGCUUGAAGAACUCAUGAAGAGAAAAUUAAAUGUUGUUACAUGUGUUUCUACUAAAGUAGAUGAAACAAUUCUCCACAAAAUUCAAGUUGAGGUCACUGGCUUUACAUGCAUGGAUGUAUCUUCACUUGAACAAAAGCUAGCUGAGUUAUUGAUGCUUAACUUGUCUUAA
Lycium barbarum (goji berry) is the source of this 822-nucleotide messenger RNA. Its product is annotated as transcription factor bHLH120-like. Bases 1 to 822 code for a protein of 273 amino acids. The record is from RefSeq and is a predicted model, not a curated record. NCBI's taxonomy places the organism in Eukaryota, Viridiplantae, Streptophyta, Magnoliopsida, Solanales, Solanaceae. Gene Ontology annotation, molecular function: protein dimerization activity; DNA-binding transcription factor activity, RNA polymerase II-specific; RNA polymerase II transcription regulatory region sequence-specific DNA binding. Gene Ontology annotation, biological process: regulation of transcription by RNA polymerase II. Gene Ontology annotation, cellular component: RNA polymerase II transcription regulator complex. The transcript has 3 exons.